AUGCAGUGCAUGACGGCCAACCUGAACUGCGGGUGGAUCCGGCGCAUGGAGCACGUGCGACAGUACGCGUUGGGUGUUGCGCUCAUGAUUUUGGAGGAGAGGCGGCACGACAUUGUGGCGCUGUGUGUGUUGUGUGGCGGUGGCAUGCCGGCGAUUGUGAGGGACGUGGAGGACACGGAGCUGCUUGACUGGGAAGAGGUGGCUUACGUUGCGGCGCAGCGGGAGCGCAUGACGGCUGCGUGCGGUGGGAGGACCCGACGAUCCCGAGGCCUGUGCUGGAGGGGCGUGUGUUCAAGUGAGCGUGGCGUGCCUGUGAGGGCCUGA
Molecule: messenger RNA, 324 nt
Organism: Trypanosoma cruzi
Lineage: Eukaryota; Euglenozoa; Kinetoplastea; Trypanosomatida; Trypanosomatidae
Product: elongation factor 1-gamma (EF-1-gamma), putative
Exons: 1
Coding region: 1-324 (107 amino acids)
Biological process (GO): translational elongation
Molecular function (GO): translation elongation factor activity
Source: RefSeq, a predicted model, not a curated record